CAUUUCGGUUCCUUGCUUUCUAUUCCUGGCACAAACAGGCAGCCACACACUCAUCCACACAAACACAGCACAUGAGAGGGGAGAGGGAGGGGGGGGCACGCCACCUACUCCCCAAACAAAGGCUGCCGUGCCAGCAGCAUCUCCGCACAUCCAAACCCCCGACCUGAUGUCUCAAUAGACACUGUCAAUGACCCCCCCUUCGCCCCAACCCUGCGCUCUCCUCCCCACUAUGCCGUCUACGCUCGCUCCCCUCCUACAUUUUCAGGCUGGAUGCUACAGCGGCCGUUCCUAAUUACCUCUUAUCCCCAGUGGUUUGGGAAUAAUCACAGCUGAGAAGCAUUGAAGGGUCGCUGCCGAGGAGGAUGAAGAAUAGGAGUUGUGCCAUUUUUCACGGCUAAGGACAUAACCUGGUCACUGUGCUGGAGUGGAGGCGAGAGUGGAAGCGCUGGAGACAUCUCAGAUAACAAGAGCAAGUCAUGCAGUCUUUUCGGGAAAGGUGUGGUUUCCACGGCAACCAGCAGAACUACCAACCAUCUUCACAGGAUUCCUCACGCCUGGAGAAUUACAGGCAUCAAAGUCACCCGGGGCUCAACUGUGUGCGUCAGAGACAGAUGACCAAAGGGUACUAUGCCCAGACGUCCUAUCAAGGUUUCGAGAACAAUACUGGGGAGAAAUACCCCCGUGGUGACAAGCACAUGAAUGUCCAACAGCUUCAAGGCAGGGUCUCUUUUGCUAGUUUCCCUGAGGGCAACGUGUACCCUGCACAGUAUUCCGGAGAAGAUGGGAUGCAAAACUGGGGGCAAUCUCAGGCUUUAGGUGGGGCAAAAUAUGAGGAAAACGUAAUUAAGAAGACCCCUGCAGAAAACAGGGGAUAUCAAGAUCCAACUGGACAGAUACAGUUCCGUUCCCACUCUCUACACCACCCCCAGCAACCAAAUCUUCCUUACACGAAGCUUCCACGGCAGAAGGUGCAGAAUGACGUCCCAUCUUCCCCCCUGCCUUUUACCCAGUCAUCCCACUUCAACCAGAGUUUCCCCACUUCCACAUACUCCUCUGUGCCAGGUAGUAGCCCUGUAUCUCAUUCCUUCAAAAGUUGCACAUCCCCUUCUAACCCUUCUCACGAACGUGCUAUGGCUACUGCCAACCAACGGGUGCAGCCCAUGCAUGGCUACCAGUCAUCUAGAAUGGCUUCCUUUGAGCAAACACAGCGCCACCAUACACAGGAAACUUUGCACUACCAGAACAUGGCCAAGUUCCAUGGGCAACAUUACAGCCAACAAAGCCAAGCGUAUUGUCAACCUGAGACUCCAAGCAGAACUCCAGAACAGUAUUAUCAAACAUUCAGUCCAAGUGCCAGCCAUUCUCCAGCCCGCUCUGUGGGCAGAUCCCCAUCCUAUAGUUCCACCCCUUCUCCACUAAUGCCAAACAUAGAGAACUAUCAGUACAACCAGCAACAGCAUAACACUAAUACAUUCCCUAUGGGUAUUUCUGAUCACAGCCACUACAUGCCUCUCCUAAAUCCUUCACCUACAGGCACCUCCAGUCCAGAGUCUCAAACAAAAACCUUGCAGAAUGAUAAAAUUCCAGAGACCUUGUUGUCUGACCUCAGUUUGCAAAGCCUUACAGCCCUUACCUCUCAAGUGGAGAACAUCUCAACAACCGUUCAGCAACUACUUAUGACUAAGUCCGGAAUUCCCCAGAAGAAGGCCAUUAAGACAUCUCCCAGGACUCCCGAGCAAAUGAAAGGACAGCAUUGUAGUUCAGAGAGUAGUGCUUAUUCAUCCGAACCAAUGGGAACACCUCUUUCAGAAACCCUUGGUACCCCACAGUCUGUCCAUGCCGAGGUUCAAGAUACAGACUAUCUUAGUGGUUCUGAUGACCAGAUAGAGAGAAAUUACUUGUAUUGUGGUCCAGGACGAAGCCCGGCCAGGGCCAACAGUACCAAAAUGAAGCCAGAAUCUAUCUCCACGUGUUCUGUGACAUCACCUGACAACAUGUCUACCAAGUCAGAUGAUUCCUUUCAGAGCAUACAUGCCAACCUUCCCUUGGAGACUUUUGCAAAACUGGUGAGCAGUGAGAGAGAAUGCCCACACUUACUGGUUAAUGCUCUAUCCCAGGAGGAGUUGUCUACAGAAAUUAUCGCUCUGCAAGACGCUAUUGAUAAUGAGAAAGCAGAAAAGGCUUGGGUCGAUUCUCCGGAAUUGGAUAAUAAUUCACCCAAAUCCCCAUUCAACUUAGAAAAUCACACUUGUGUGGAACCAGUGGUGAAAAACACAUGGCCAGAUCAGGAGAACGUUCAGUUGUUUUCGCAAGCUUUGAAGAAAGGAGCAUCAGAAAAAACUCCUCUGAGGAACCACGAUGAGUUCAACAACUAUUAUGAGAAGAAGGAAUUUCAAUCACCCAAUAAAAAAGUUGCAGAAGAAAACACAGGAAAUACGGUCAUUUUGGGCAAUGAGAAGAAUGUUGAGCCUGUGACAUCUAGUGCCAGCUACACCAGUUAUUCAAAUACAGUUGCAAACACAAAUUGUGCAAAAAAUUCUGAUCCCUUUGACUGGCCAGAUAAAAACAUGACCGAGACUUGCCUUCGGUGGAAAGAAAUUGAGUUAACCCUUCAUUCUUCAGAUCUCCAAAAAGGUUUGUUUCAAUGCAAGGAAAGUAAAGUUGGUAGUCAACUUGAUGUCCCUGAUAUGGAGACACCCCUGGAAAAUGACUCCGGAGAAGAGUUCAACAAAGAGGGUGCCGAAGAAAUGGCUUAUCCAGAAGAUAACAAAGAAGACAGUGAAAAGUGGCUGGAAGACACAAGGGAUUGUUACACUGAAGAAGACUUCCAUGACAUACCCGAUCUACCAUCCCAAAAAGAAUCCAAUCUGGAACCAGAAGAUUAUUCUUCACUAUGUGACUUUUCGGAAAGAAAAUCUUUCAUUUACGAUGAAUCAAUUAUGAAACCGACUAGAGGUUCAGAAGCAUUAUCUUCCAUUAACACGCCAGAGUCCAUAGAAAAUCCAAGCACAGAGGAGAAGGAGAAUUUGGUGACGCCUUCACAGUUGUCUUGUAAUUCCAUCAUGUUGCUUGGCCCCACUGUUGAAACAGAGUCAAAAGUAAAAAGCUGGUUUGAGUCCACAAUACCUCACAUCGACAACACAAAAGAAAAAGUUGAAGACAUUGAAGAAAGUCCGCUAGAAUCAGAAGCCCUUCAAGACGCAGAAGAAAAAAACCCUGAAAUGAUUGAACAGUCUUUAUCUAAAAUUGAAGAAGUGGUUGAAAAGAAAUCUCUACGUGGUCGAAGGAGUCAGUGCAGAACUGCCGAAACUUCUGAGCCUAAUGCUCCUGUCCAGACUCCGACUGAGCCAAAUAGCAAAGCUGAGACUGAAGAUGAUAAGGGCCAGACGGAAAGUGUAAAUGAAGUAGCAGCCAUCGUGAAGUCUCCUGUGACUGAAGUGACAACUGCAAGGAUGUGCACCCGUUCCUCUACUGCCAAGGUAGAGCCUAAAGGAUGUGGAACAGGGAUCAAGACACCCCCUCAAGAGAAGAUGACUAAGAAAGGAGGCUUUGGUGAGAAGGAGAGGGCCCCAUAUAAAACGGGAAAAAGAGGUGGGAAGAAUGCCUUGAAAAUGGAACCAGCAUCCAAUGACGAAAAUGUGUUCCUUCUACAAAACACCUCACCCACAAUCCUCAGUGGCACUCAGAAAUCUAAAGAAAAUGGCUUCAGUAUUCUAAAGGAUGAGCGGUCCAUGAUUUUAAGGUCACGAAGCAAGAAACAGGAACUUUUCCCAGCAAAGAGAAGAAGAGGUAAAAAGGGAAUGAACUUUGUCUUGAAGAAGCGUUCAUCCUUAAAGAAAAUAAUUGCCAACAAUUGCUCUCCUGCAGAUACUUUUCAGAAUAUGCCAAAAGUCAGGAAAAGGAUGAAGCUCACCAAUGCAGCAGUGGGAAUAAAUGUCAAAAAUUCUGAGCGACCCUUGCAUUCUCUGAAGAGAAAGUCAAACUUAAUUUCUCCGGUACCGGCCAAAAAGCGAAACUUGAUCAUACGUAGUAAAAAAACUAAAGAGCAGAAGGCAGAGACCCCUCCCAAUUUAUUUAAAAAAAUUAAACCGGUCAAAGUCAAAAAAGAAAAGGUCAAAUUAUCAAUAGCGACAAAGAAGAAUUGUAAGGUUAUCCUAAGUGCCCCUUCUGUGCGAAUUUCCCAAGACGUUUGCCUGAAGGUGACCUCACGCACGUCAUACCAUGGGCCAAUAAAGACAAAGGUAUUACCACCAAGAAAAGGUAGAGGUUUGAAAAUGGAAGCAAUUGUUCAAAAAAUUACAUCACCAAAUCAAAAGAAGCAAGGUGCUGCCAUGGCAUUAGCAAUGAAUGCUUUGGCUUCUAACAUCACUAGUGGUGCCCAAGGAAGGGAGAUAAAAGAUGGCACCUUAGUAACAACAGAUGCCAAAACUAAGACAAUGGCUCAAGAUUUAACCCGUAUAAAGUCUUCGAAGCCAGAGACUGACCCACAUAAUGGGACUUGUCAAGGGUCAAGCAACAAGACCCUCAAAGGAAAACCCUUCAACAAGAGGAAAACAGCUCCCAAUUCACUAAAUGUCGUGGCUGGUUUACAUAAUGUGGCCAAGAGAGAGGUCAACUGUCCAGGUUCAAAAAAAAUUAUUUCUGUCCCCAAAAAGAAGUUCAGAAGAGGAAGAUCCAAAAGUUCCCCAGGCACUUCUAAAGCAACAGUGAAGAAGCUUCUUGGUUCUUCUCCAUCUGUUCUUCUAACAUCUAAAGACAAGGCUCUCUCAGACAAUGUUCUCUUGCCAAGUAAGUUCCGCUCAAGUGAGUGCAAACAGACAGGGCCCAAAGAGUGCUCUAAUCUUCCUGACACAUCCGGGGAGCCCCUUUCCCAAACCAGAGCUAGAAAAAAAUCAAAGUAUCCAGCCUUCAAUGGCUACACUAAGAGGCAACGCAAGUGUGCUCCUCGAGGCAGGUCCACCAGCCAAACUCCCGGAAGCAAGCAGAGGUCAAAGAGGCAAAAUGUUCCUCUUGUUACACCCAAAGAACCCGAAAUUAAGUUGAAGUAUGUAUCCUCUAAACCACCCCGGGCUGAAAGCAGAGUCCGACUCUUUUCUCCAUACAUUCAGGUGGCGAAAAAAAAUUCCUUCACUACUACUUGCACCGUUGUCAAUUCUGCUGGCGAUGAGAUGCGAUUGUUGAAAGAGAGAAGUGCAGUCCACUGUUCGUCUCCCUCGGUCACGUUUUCCAACCAAGGUUCUAUACCGAUUUCUUCUAGGAUGCAGUUGGGACCUCUUGUGUGCAAGUCAGUGAGCUCCGGUUGUCUCCUCUGUUGCUUGUGCCGUUGCCCUGCCAACUAUAAAGACUUGGGUGAUCUUUGUGGCCCUUACUACCCCAUGGACUGUUUACCUAACAAAAAACCCAGGCCGAAAGAUAAACUCAAAACAGAGGACACCUCAACAGAGAAGUCCUCAAAGAUGGUAGACUCUCUGUGCACGACAGGGAGUGGGAGGACGUCUUGCACGGACAGUGCAGCCACUGAGGUAGUGAAACACAACAAUCUCCGCUCUAGUGCCCGUGGAAUGCUCAGGAAGCUGCCCAGCUGUUACUGCUGUAACAAAAAGGCAGAGGGAACAGACACUGAGAAGCCCAGGAGGCACCAUUGCAGCAAAAACUCUGAGCCUCAUUCACUGGAGGCCGAGACCCAGGAGCACUGGGUCCAUGAAGCUUGUGCUGUGUGGACCAGUGGAAUUUACCUAGUGGCCGGGAAACUUUACGGUGUCCAUGAAGCUAUUCAGAUGGCAGCCUCAGGACUCUGCCCUAGGUGUCAAAAACCAGGAGCGACCGUGGGCUGCAACCACAAGGGAUGCACGCAGACCUACCACUACACGUGCGCUACAGAGGCAGGUUGCUUGCUAAAUGAAGAGAACUUCUCAUUAAGAUGUCCUAAACAUAAGAGGCACCUGGUGUAACCGUCUUUGAGAUAAACAUUACCUUCAUCACACCCAGGAUCUUUCAUUCACUCCUCAGCACUGUCACAGCGCCAAGCAGGGGAGUACAAGCUGCCAGCCUCCAUCGUACCUUACAGUGGGUUCAGGCCCUACCAUGCCCAUGUGUUGACAGUGCAGGAAUAAGAGGUUCCUGGUGUCCUGGAGGUGUUUCAUCACACAGAUGAUGACAUAAGAAAGGCGAGAAACCUGCAGGGCGAAAACACCAGGAUCGCGCCGGGAUGGUGAUUGUGUCAUGGCGGGAAAAAAAAAAAAGUUGACAUGGUAAUUUGCACUGAGAUACAGCCGACGUGCUGGUUUCUGGGUUCCGCCCAUAGUAAGGAUACUAUACUAUAAACCCAGACUACGUCUGACAUCAAACACGUUUCAAGCCAGAGGGGGAAGUUGUAGUGUUCCAAUACCCGGCUCGGAUUGUGACACAGACAUUGGUCUCACAUCAAGCGGAACCCUACAUCUGCCAAGAUGGCCGCCAGAUGGAUAUCUGCGCCUGGAAUUGUGCAUUUCAUGGAGGUUCCUGCAAGAAAGAGACAGAUAACCACCAACCAAAAGGGGUUUUUGAAUGUUUUGUUCCCAGCUGUUGUAUGUUAUGUGUAUUAAGACUACAUCACUCAUCUGAUCUGACAACCCCCCCACCAUGGUCCUUGUCGUCGUGUCUUAUUUUGUGCUCUCAUCGGCCAUUUUGAUGACUGCCCUCCUCUCCUCCCCCACCCGCUUCUCGUACACUAGUUCAUCUCGUCCCGACACUUCUUGCUGUGUUUCAUCCAGUCAUGUUACUUCUUCGGAGCACAUUAUCAGCAACACACAGCUGCAAAAUAAGAAAAAAAAACAAAAAAUAUACAAAAAAAAAUACAAAAAACCUGCACCUACUACUGCGGGGCCACGGGGGGCCACAUUCCAAGAAGUCGGCUGAUCACCAGAUAAAACCACGGCUCAGCGCGAACCGCGACUCCUGCUGUAAAUACAAAAAAAAAAGUGUUUGACAGUCAAAAGUACGGACAAUGCCUCAUUUUAUGGUGUGUGUAUAUAUAUAUGUGUAUACAUAUGCAUAUAUAUAAUAUAUGAAGACUGUAAAUGUUUAACCCCCGCAGCCGCCGGAAAGGCCUGCAAACGUUGCGCCUUUGCAGGCUCCGCCGGCAGCUUAGAGAGUUAAAGCUAGUGUUCUUUUUAGUAAAUUUGCUUCACACUGAAGACUGUGUGUACCGAGCUUUCUAAAAGAUGUUUAUUUUCUUUAAGAGUUAAAAGAGGCUAUUGGGAAUGUCAAUAAAAUCUACAAUGAACCGUU
Hyla sarda is the source of this 7269-nucleotide messenger RNA. It is a transcript of the gene RAI1, whose product is annotated as retinoic acid induced 1. The coding region runs from base 477 to 5951 and encodes 1824 amino acids. The record is from RefSeq and is a predicted model, not a curated record. The transcript has 5 exons. Gene Ontology annotation, cellular component: nucleus. Lineage: Eukaryota; Metazoa; Chordata; Amphibia; Anura; Hylidae. Gene Ontology annotation, biological process: regulation of transcription by RNA polymerase II; circadian regulation of gene expression.